Messenger RNA from Lentinula edodes (shiitake mushroom), 753 nucleotides. RefSeq lists its product as uncharacterized. Bases 89 to 715 code for a protein of 208 amino acids. NCBI's taxonomy places the organism in Eukaryota, Fungi, Basidiomycota, Agaricomycetes, Agaricales, Omphalotaceae. The record is from RefSeq and is a predicted model, not a curated record. The transcript is spliced from 4 exons.
UAAUCCCUUCGGCCACGUGCCGCAUACUUAAGCGCAGCGGUUUCGAAAUUAGAGAGUGAAUUGUUUCUAACGCCCCUCAUCUUUUGUCAUGUCGGCCAACGAUUAUUAUAACAACCAAGGGAAGCAGUAUUAUCCCCCUCAAGGUCAGACUUUACUGCUUGAAGUUGUAACGCCUGUCGAAAUAUUCUCAAACUGCGUUCACAUUGUUGUUAGGUCCCCCUCCUGGUCAGGGUGGAUACUACCCUCAACAACCUCAGCAAGCAUAUUAUGGUGGAGGUGGAGGCCCUCCUCAGGGAUAUCCCCAACAAGGUGGUUACCAACCUCAGCCUCCUCCACAAACCGUUUAUGUGUAUGUCCACGAAUCAGCUGUAAAUUCCAUCUCACCCGCAGAACCCUCAUUGUUUACAGACAACAACCACAGCAGAGCUCAAGCAGUAGUGGUGGAUGUGUUGCGCGUUGUGGAGCUUGGAUCGGACCAUUAUGUUUUGUAGAUUAUUUGCGUGUCUAUCAAUCGUUCCAUUAUCUCAUGGCCCUGUAUUUCUCUCAUCGUUUUAUGUUUCCUCCCUACCUUAAUUCCUCAUGUGGUGUUCAACACCCUGUAUCAUCGCCGUCAUCUGAGGAUGUAUUUCGGGUGCUGGGAUCGUCAAAUUCGUUGAACUACUUAAGAAGGAUUUUUGCAACAAACUGCGGCGUGCUCAGUACCGGCUGCUCGUAAAUGCUGGAUAUAAUUACACGGAAUAAAACAUGCACGAA